UGCAGACAGUUAAGGAGUAGGAGCCAUGGCUGCAACUGCUCAGUAUCUGCCCAGGAAUAACACAUUGCCUUCCAAUCCUCUGAUGCAUCCGGACUCCGAUAGGAUGCACCAGGGUACCACCUACAGAGAGGUGCAGAAGAUGAUGCACCAAGAGUACCUGCAGGGCUUGGCCACCAACGCCGGACACCCCAUGAGCCUCACUCAUCACCAGUGGUUGCCCAAUCCCACCAGUGACUGGGGUAGUGGCUCUCACCUAGCCGGGCAAGCAGACCACAAAAGUGGGGUGCAAAGCAGCAGAGAGGACCUCAGCACCAGUUUCCAUCACCACAGGUCGCACCUGGUCCACCAACAGACUCCCAGCAGCCAUGCAUGGGCGCAAGGAGGGGGGCACCACCUGUCUCCGAUGUCCCCCAGCUCUAACAGCCACCAGCCUCUGAUCUACUCGCAGACAUCCUACACGAAUUUGAAUGGCAUGCUGGGCCCUCAGGCUUCCUCCUUACACCACAGCAUGAGGGACCCCUUGCACGAUGACCAAGGAGUCCUCGACACCCACGUUGAAUCGCCCCCCCAGCAUCUCAACCACCAUCAGGACCACUCAGACGAAGACGCUCCCAGCUCCGACGACCUGGAACAGUUUGCCAAGCAGUUCAAGCAGAGGAGGAUCAAGCUGGGCUUUACCCAAGCAGACGUUGGCUUGGCCCUGGGCACCUUGUACGGCAAUGUUUUCUCCCAAACCACCAUCUGCAGGUUUGAAGCUCUGCAGCUGAGUUUCAAGAACAUGUGUAAACUGAAGCCCCUGUUGAACAAAUGGCUAGAGGAGACCGAUUCCACCACAGGGAGCCCCACUAACCUAGACAAGAUCGCAGCCCAGGGCAGGAAAAGGAAGAAGAGGACAUCCAUAGAAGUUGGGGUGAAGGGAGCCCUGGAGAACCAUUUCCUAAAGUGUCCUAAACCCUCAGCCCAUGAGAUCACCAGCCUGGCAGACAGUCUCCAGUUGGAGAAGGAGGUGGUGAGAGUUUGGUUUUGCAACAGAAGGCAGAAAGAGAAAAGGAUGACCCCAGCAGGGGUCCCUCACCCCCCCAUGGAGGAUGUGUAUUCACAAGCAGAGACCCCUCCACUCCAUCACACGCUGCAGACCUCUGUACAAUGACUAAGAAAUAUAUAAAGAGAGGAUGUGAGGGAGUGGGGGAUGAAGUAAGUACUUUUGGAUUUUACAAAAGAAAAAAAAUAGUAACAGGACCCCUAGAAAGAGACUGGAGUACCUUUCGCCAGAAGAAUAAAUUAAGACACCACCAUAAAAUCCCUUUUCCCAAUCCUUUUUUGGUACACCUCAGCUCAUCUAAUAAUCUUGUUUCUUCUUGAAGGUAAAACAAAACAACAACAAAAAAAGGAGAAGGGGAGGGAAGUAAUUUAUUGAUUCAGAAUAUUGUGGGAUAGAGUCAGAUUAUAAGAACUGUGAAUAUUUUUAUUAUUAAUGUAAAUUCUCAUUCUCACAAAUUUGUUGGCAGCUUUGAAUGGAAAUGUGUGUUAUUUAUUAAUUAGACUAUUUAGCUCCUGAAGUGCAGUAA
Messenger RNA from Nanorana parkeri, 1568 nucleotides. RefSeq names its product POU class 3 homeobox 1 (gene POU3F1). NCBI's taxonomy places the organism in Eukaryota, Metazoa, Chordata, Amphibia, Anura, Dicroglossidae. Gene Ontology annotation, molecular function: RNA polymerase II cis-regulatory region sequence-specific DNA binding; DNA-binding transcription factor activity, RNA polymerase II-specific. The record is from RefSeq and is a predicted model, not a curated record. The transcript has a single exon. The coding region runs from base 26 to 1150 and encodes 374 amino acids. Gene Ontology annotation, biological process: brain development; regulation of transcription by RNA polymerase II. Gene Ontology annotation, cellular component: nucleus.